Messenger RNA from Aureobasidium musti, 5688 nucleotides. The record is from the annotation of a GenBank genome assembly. NCBI's taxonomy places the organism in Eukaryota, Fungi, Ascomycota, Dothideomycetes, Dothideales, Saccotheciaceae.
AUGAGUGCGACAAGACUUGACCGAUUGGUCGUUCUUCUUGACACUGGUAGCACUCAGCUCAUCCGCAACACAGCUGCUCAACAGCUUGCCGAUGUGCAAAAGAAUCACCCGGAUGAACUAUUCAACUUACUAACCAGAGUUGUCCCUUUCCUUCGCUCAUCCUCUUGGGACACGAGAACAGCAGCCGCAAAGGCCUUGGGCGGAAUCGUUGAACAUGCGCCAAAGUUCAAUCCCAACGAAGAUGAUAUUAAGAACGAGAACGGCGCCGUCAAGGAAGAGAAUGGUUCUUCGACACCUCUCGCCUCUGAGGAUCAAUUGCAGCUCGCAACUCUGGAUGUCGAAGCAAUUUUGACCAACGGAAAGGAGCUGCUAGGUAGCGCCGGACGCCAAUAUGAUUUCAAGUUGGCUGGCAUGGACCCGGCUCAGAGGCUAGCCCACCAAAAGAAGACUCUUACCAACCGACUCGGCCUCGGUGGAGAGUACAUGGAGGACGAACUCGUCACGGAGACAGAUAUUGCCGUUCGCACCAGUUUCCCGCCACCAGCCAUGCCAACAGCAGACUCCAGUCUGUCCCGGGCUAACAGUGUUACAGAGUCUGCUGUCGUCUCUCCCAGCGACCAGCAAACUCCUUCCGAAGCCAUGAGUAAAAGACAGCUAAACAUGCUCAAGCGACGCAGGAAGGAAGAACUCAAACGCGAUAACAAGAAAUUCAAAUACGAUCUUACUAGCAUCAGGCGCGAGAGUACUACAGUACCUACUCCAGGCGACUCGGAACCCAUUAUCAAAGAUGAGAACGGAGACACCAAUGCCAGCGUCCCCGACUACUUUUCACUUGAAAGAAAGGGCGGUGACGAUGAUGCCAAGGUUGUGUCAGAAUUCAAAGGCGCUCCCAUCGUCGAAAAGUCUGCCUUCCAGACCGAAGUCGAGGAGGCUGGGAACGGAUGGCCGUUUGAACGACUCUGCGAAUUCUUGACCGUUGAUCUGUUCGACCCUGCUUGGGAGAUUCGUCAUGGAGCUGCUAUGGGACUUCGCGAAAUCGUUCGUGUGCAUGGAGCAGGUGCCGGUCGUUUGCUGACAAGAACCAAAUCCGACAAUGAUCGCCUCAACCAGGCAUGGCUUGACGAUCUUGCUUGUCGCAUCUGCUGCGUCUUCAUGCUCGACAGAUUUGCAGACUACGUCUCGGACAAUGCCAUUGCACCAAUCAGAGAAACUGCUGGUCAGACAUUGGGUGCACUCUUGCAGUAUCUCCCAGCAUCCUCAGUUCACGCGGUCAAUCGUAUCCUUUACAGGUUGGUCAUGCANAAAGACCUCAAGGUCAACAAACGUAUUUGGCACGCUUGCCACGGCGGUAUGAUCGGUAUGCGAUACUUGGUGGCAGUAAGAAACGAUCUGCUACUUCAAGAUAACCUCUUGAUGGAUGGUGUUUUGGAGUGUGUCAUCAAAGGACUCGGAGACAAUGACGACGAUGUCAGGGCAGUUAGCGCGGCUACUCUGAUUCCUGUCGCUAAAGAGUUCGUCAACAUGCGUCAUUCCGCACUCAACCAUCUCAUCAGCGUUGUCUGGGAAUGUCUUUCGAACCUGAGCGACGAUCUCAGUGCCAGUACAGGAUCCGUUAUGGAUUUACUUGCAAAACUCUGUGGCUUCCCUGAAGUUCUCGACGCCAUGAAGAAGAAUGCUGCGGAGAAUCCUGAGCAAUCUUUCGCAGAAUUGGUACCUCGCCUAUACCCCUUCUUACGCCAUACCAUCAGCACAGUCCGUUCCGCUGUCCUUCGUGCUCUCAUCACAUUUGUCAACAUUGACGGUGACGAUGCAAAGAGCUGGGUUGAUGGUCGGGCUCUGCGUCUUGUCUUCCAGAAUCUGCUUGUCGAACGCAACGAGACAGUCCUCAAACUUUCGCUUCAAGUCUGGUAUGCUCUUGUCGACGUUCUGGCUGUCCAUCCCGAGAAGUUCGCUACAGAAUUCGAGCCUCAUCUUGCACCUUUGGUCACACUCACAUUCCAUCCUAUUGGUGUAUCUCGCCAUCCCAUCCCUAUGGACGCAACACUAUUCAUACGUCCUUCAGGCUACAGCUAUGCUCCCCUAAGCAGUGCCGCACGCAAAUCAUCUCCAGUCAACGGAUCUUCCGAGCCUGCCAGAAAGAGAAGACGAUCCGACAAGAAGGACAAGGACAUGCCGCCGCCAACCUCUUCGUCAGCUCACAACGUUGAUGGACACAUGAUGCAAGGCGAUGUCGAUCUCGUUGGAGCAGACAUCAUGAUCCGAUCCAGAACUCACGCAGCCCAAGCACUUGCAAAGGCCUGUCAGGUCUGGCCAGCAGCAACGAGGCGUGACAUGUUCUCUCCAAAGGUUCUCCCCAGUCUCAAAUCCGGCUUCUCGACCACACAACUCUUCACUGCCAUCUUCAUAGAAGAAUACGCCAAAAUCUCUCCUCUUAAGGAUGAUCUCACCACUUCCUUUACAGAAAGCCUUCGUCCCCUUGUGGAAGAAGACAGACCUAGCUGGUACAGCGACCUUACCAGUUAUCUACAAAUCGUCCGCGCGCAGUGUCAGAGUCUUCUGAACGCUUUCCGCGAAAAGGCCCAUGUGCCACCAAGCAAGCUUCCCAUAAUCGCUGUUGUGGUCCAAGGAGAGCCGGAAGCUGGCAAGAAUGCCUUCUCGCUCGCCGACGGAGAGCGCAUUGCUGUUCAAGACUUCGAACGACUACACAAGACACUUUCACCUGCUCAGCGUGUCACUGCAACCGAGAUGUUGUCAAGUGCUAAAGCAGACGUUGACUCAGUCAUUAACGAGGCGACCCUCAUCAAGAAACAACGUGAUGUUCGCAUCAAGUCUGCUGCAGCCGCUGCUAUCGUGGCACUGAAGGGAAUUCCCAAGAAGCCUCAGGCUACUAUCAAGGGUCUCAUGGACAGCGUCAAGGAUGAAGAGAACUUUGAGCUCCAGAAGCGCUCUGCAGCCGCUAUCGCUAGUCUUGUCGACCAACUGGUUGCUAGUGGCCGCAUGAAGGUUGUCGACAAGGUCGUGGGUAACUUGGUCAAGUUCUGUUGCAUGGAGACUGGAGAGACACCCGAGUUCCACCCCAACGCAGACAGAGAGUCUGGCAUUCUCUCGCUGCAAAAAGAUGAAGAUAUUCAGGAUCGUCCCGAUGCUGCCAAGUAUGAGAGAGAGGUUCGUCAAGCUCGUAUCACCAGACGUGGUACUAAGGAUGCUCUUGAACAACUCUGCUUCCAGUUUGGCAGCGAUUUGUUCGAGAAGGUGCCUAUGCUCCGUACUCUCAUCGAGGAUCCUAUUCGUCACUGCUUUUCUGGAGAUCUGCCUGCCAACAUUACGGACCCCGAGCAAAACAUUGGUCAAGAAGUUGUGGAUGCUAUGUCUACACUCCGCGCACUGGUGGCAUCAUUCCAUGAAGAUCUCCAUCCAUUUGUUCUUGAUCUCAUGGGCUUCAUUGCUAGAGCUCUCCAGACACGACUUGCCGUUCUUAGAUACACCGCUGCCAAGUGCUUCGCAAGUAUAUGCAGUGUAAUCACCGUGAAGGGCUUCACAAUGUUGGUUGAACGAGUCUUGCCACCGAUCAGCAACCCAACCGACGUGCAUUGCAGACAAGGUGCCAUUGAAUGCAUCUACCAUCUCAUCCAAGUCAUGGAAGAUCGUAUUCUGCCUUACGUCAUCUUCCUUCUGGUUCCUGUACUCGGACGCAUGAGUGAUUCGGAUAAUGGCGUACGCCUGAUCGCAACUACCGCUUUUGCUACACUGGUUAAGCUGGUACCCCUCGAGGCCGGCAUUCCAGACCCGCCAGGUCUCUCCGAAGAACUUCUCAAGGGACGCGANAAAGAGCGCAAAUUUAUUGCGCAGAUGCUCGACCCCAAGAAGGUUGAAUCAUUCGAGAUUCCCGUCGCGAUCAAGGCAGACCUUCGUUCGUACCAACAAGACGGUGUCAACUGGCUGGCCUUCCUCAAUCGUUACCAUUUACACGGUGUCCUUUGUGACGAUAUGGGUCUCGGCAAAACACUGCAAACUAUCUGUAUCGUCGCGAGUGAUCAUCACAUGCGCGCAGAGGAAUUCGCCAAGACUCAAGCACCCGAUCAACGCAAGAUGCCUUCCUUGAUUGUCUGUCCUCCAACUUUGUCUGGUCACUGGCAGCAAGAGAUUCGUACAUAUGCGCCCUUCCUGAAUGCCGUAGCCUAUGUUGGUCCACCAUCCGAGCGCAACAAGCACCGCGCAAAGCUUGCUGAGGCUGAUAUCGUCAUCACCUCGUAUGACAUCUGCAGAAACGAUGUUGAAGUNUUUGCACCUCACACUUGGAACUACUGUGUGCUAGACGAGGGCCAUCUCAUCAAAAACCCCAAGGCUAAGGUCACUCAAGCUGUUAAGCGACUUGCAAGCAACCACCGACUCAUUCUCUCUGGUACACCCAUUCAAAACAACGUGCUUGAGCUCUGGUCGUUGUUCGACUUCCUGAUGCCUGGCUUCCUUGGUACAGAGAAGAUGUUCCAGGACCGAUUCGCCAAGCCAAUUGCUGCUUCCCGUUUCAGCAAAUCUUCUUCCAAGGAACAAGAAGCUGGUGCGCUCGCAAUUGAAGCUCUCCACAAACAAGUUCUGCCCUUCUUGUUGCGUCGCCUCAAGGAAGAAGUCUUGGAUGACUUACCACCCAAGAUUCUGCAAAACUACUACUGCGAUCUCAGCGAUCUGCAGAAGAAGCUCUUCGAAGACUUCACUCGCAAGGAGGCCAAGACCAUUGCGGAGAAGGCUGGCUCUGCUGACAAGGAGGCCAAACAGCACAUCUUCCAAGCUCUGCAGUACAUGCGUAAACUCUGCAAUUCACCAGCCAUGGUGAUGAAGGAGAGCCACAAACAAUACGCGACGAUCCAAGCGCAACUAGCACGUCAAAACUCGAGUUUGACCGAUCCAGUCCAUGCUCCCAAGCUCACAGCUCUCAGAGACCUUCUCGUCGACUGCGGUAUCGGUGUUGACUCUGCUGCUGCAGGCGAGGUACCUUCUGCUGAUCAAGCCGUGUCUCAGCAUAGAGCCCUCAUUUUCUGUCAGAUGAAGGAAAUGCUCGAUAUGGUCGAGUCGACCGUCUUCAAGCGAAUGCUGCCGUCAAUCACAUUCUCUCGCCUCGAUGGAAGUGUCGAGGCCUCCAAACGCCAAGAUAUUGUCAAUCGCUUCAACUCCGAUCCAUCCAUCGAUUGCUUGCUCCUUACCACCAGUGUUGGUGGAUUGGGUCUCAACUUGACUGGUGCAGACACAGUCAUCUUUGUCGAACAUGACUGGAACCCCCAGAAAGACCUCCAAGCUAUGGACCGUGCGCAUCGUAUCGGUCAGAAGAAGGUCGUGAACGUGUAUCGCUUGAUCACUCGUGGCACUCUGGAGGAGAAAAUUCUCAAUCUGCAGAGAUUCAAGAUCGAUGUCGCUAGCACUGUCGUCAACCAACAGAAUGCUGGUUUGGGAAGCAUGCAGACAGAUCAGAUCUUGGAUCUCUUUAACAUGGGCGAUACAGAAGGCGCGCCAUCGCUCGAAGACAAGCCCAGAGAUCCUAACGCAAUUGAUGAAGCAGACGCUGUGGACGCUGAAGGCAACGUUCGUGAGAAGGGCAAGAAGGGCAUUCUUGAUGAGCUUUCUGAGCUCUGGGAUGAAAAGCAGUACGAAGAGGAGUUCAACUUGGAUGGAUUCUUGUCGACUAUGAAGGCUUGA